CUUGAUUCAGUUUCGCUUGAGGUCGCCUUACAAAGAGUUGCGUUUAUAAUAAUUAAGAAUAAUAUUAACCUAUCGAAAUGUGGAAGAAAAUAGUUUUUUUUCUGGUGCUUGUGGCCUUUGUGGCAGUGCCGUUCGCCAACUCACUGAGCUGCAACAAGUGCACAUCGCCGUCUGGAUGCAAAAGUCCCUCCUCCGAAACUUGCUCCAAUUCGACGGCCAAUGCCAAUAAGAAUUUUCUGGAAGGAUACCAUAGUAAUGUGCCCACCGUUAAUGGCAGUCUGAGUUUUUCCUGUGCCAAUCUCACUUACUACCAUGCAGCAAACUACACGCACACCUUUGAGUUCCUGGGCUGCGUCUUCAACGAGACAAAUGUCUGCAAUCUUGCCCUAACCAACACAGUGAGUGGAUGGAGCAGGAAGUGCGUCCAGUGCGGCACCGACUACUGCAAUCCAGCUGGAACCUACAGCAGCAGUGUCUAUACAAUCGUGGGAUCCGCCAUAGCCGUGCUUUUGGCCAAGGUUCUAAGCUAAACUUAUGAUCUGCAGUAUCUCAACUACCUUUCGAUUGUACAAUAUUUAUUUGAAUUAAAAAUAAAAUCACUUAAGAUAACGAA
This is a messenger RNA of Drosophila sechellia, 613 nucleotides long. RefSeq lists its product as uncharacterized. NCBI's taxonomy places the organism in Eukaryota, Metazoa, Arthropoda, Insecta, Diptera, Drosophilidae. The coding region runs from base 78 to 530 and encodes 150 amino acids. The record is from RefSeq and is a predicted model, not a curated record. The transcript has 3 exons.